Messenger RNA from Auanema sp. JU1783, 822 nucleotides. The record is from the annotation of a GenBank genome assembly. NCBI's taxonomy places the organism in Eukaryota, Metazoa, Nematoda, Chromadorea, Rhabditida, Rhabditidae.
AUGUCUAAUCGUCUGUUCCUUCUAUUAGUUUCAAUAAUCGUACUUCUUCUCAUAUUCCUCCUGUUCUCUUCUCUCAAGCUUAAAUACGUCAACGAGAGUUCCUCACCGACUUCAUUCAAAGGUGAAAUAUUUAAAAGACAAGCGCCCAUACGUAGAAGAGCUUUUCGUAAUAUUCUCGAGAGUAAUGAGACUGAUCAUCUUACAUUCUAUAAUGCCCUAGUACCAGAAUUAUUUUGCUCGAACAAAGUUCGCUUGGGAACAGUAGGUGAUGGCGGAAAAUGGAUCUGUAGCCCUCAUAGGCUUCCAACCAACUGUGUCGUACUAUCACUCGGAAUUAACAACAUGAUCUCAUUUGAUGAAGAAAUACAAGAAGUUUCAGAGAAACGUUGUCGAUUAUUAGCAUUUGAUAGCUUUGCUCAAUCAAAGUCUACGAUGGAUAGACUGAAAACGCUCAAUGGCAACUUCGUGAAAGCUAUGAUUGGGAAUGGGAGAGGGGGGACUGAAACUUUGUCCGAUUUGCUGAAGAGACAACAGAUUGAUAAAGUGGAAAUACUAAAAAUGGAUAUAGAGGGAUACGAGUUUGAUACUAUCAUUCCUUUUGUUGAGGAGUUCCGCGUGGCACAGAUAUUGGUGGAAGUACAUCAACAGAACGGGGCUUUCGGAAAAGUAAGAAUACUAAAGGAACUGUCAAAAUUGGGAUACUGGUUCUGCAAUCAAGAGAUAAAUGGUCGUUAUCAUGAACUGGUCGAACUCCUACUUGUACACGAAUCACAGUUCCAGCGUUAUGAAGCAUACCCGUUAGCGCGUUAUCUCGACUUUUAA